Molecule: messenger RNA, 1923 nt
Organism: Tachyglossus aculeatus (Australian echidna)
Lineage: Eukaryota; Metazoa; Chordata; Mammalia; Monotremata; Tachyglossidae
Gene: MRPS27
Product: mitochondrial ribosomal protein S27
Exons: 10
Coding region: 73-1188 (371 amino acids)
Cellular component (GO): mitochondrion
Molecular function (GO): protein binding
Source: RefSeq, a predicted model, not a curated record
AAAAGAUGCCUACUCUCUGCAGCUUAUGUGGACAGCCAGAAAUGGGAGGCUAGAGAAAAGGAGCAUUGUGAUAUGGCAGAGCUGAUUGCCUUGAUGGAAAGGACGUACGAAAAGAAGCUGCCCGUCAGUUCUCUGACCAUAUCCAGGGUUGUGGACAAUAUUUCCUCCCGAGAAGAGAUAGACCAUGCCGAGUAUUACCUUUACAAGUUUCGGCACAGCCCCAACUCCUGGUACCUCAGGGACUGGACGAUUCACAGCUGGAUUCGGCAGUGCCUCAAGUACGACGCCCAGGACAAAGCCCUGUACACCCUCGUCAACAAGGUUCAAUAUGGAAUUUUCCCAGAUAACUUUACAUUUAAUUUGCUCAUGGAUUCUUUUGUGAAGAAGGAAAACUAUGAAGGUGCUUUGGCCGUGGUUACUGAAGUCAUGCAGCAGGAAGAAUUCGAUGUGGUGUCCACCCAGCUUCUGUCCCUCUACAUCCUGUACAAGUGCCUGGCGAAGCGGUCGGAGCUUAAGUGGGAAGAGGAGAGAAACUUUGGUGCCUCCCUGCUGCUCCCUGGCCUGAAGCAGGAGAACACGGUGGGCUGGAGUUCCCGGCUGUACGGCUACGCCCUGCUGGGGAAGGUGGAACUGCAGCAGGGGCUACGGGCCGUGUACCAGGACAUGCCGCUGAUCUGGAUCCCGGGAUACCUGGCCCGGGCACUGCAGGUGAUGGAGGAGGUAGCCGCCCACCCUGGGGACGUGAAGCUCUGCAAAGAAGCGCUGGAUGUCCUGGAGGCGGUGCUGCAGGCUCCCCCCACUCCCCAAGCCGCCGAGCCCCCCGCCGAUCCUGCCCAAGGGUCUGAGGAGGCCCAGGGAUUGGGACGACUCCCGGAGAUACCGGACCCCGAGGAAAUGGAGCUGGUCAAGGUGCCCGGAUACCUGGAGCGAUACAAAGCGUCGCUGGAGAAGCUGCAGUCGCUGGGCCGGGUGGAGCCGGAAGGGCUGCUGGCCCUGACCGCGAGGCUGGUCGAGGAGAAGCUUCCGGCUUGCGAGGCCGAGGACGUGGUGCGGUACGAGCAGAAGCUGCAGGAGUGGGAGCAGGAGCGGCUGCACCUCAUCCGCAGGGAGGCGGAGAGCAAAGAGAUCGCACGCCGAGAGCAGGAGGCCAGGAGGGCCGCCAGGGAAGCGGCCAAGGCCUCGGUUUAGCGGGGUCCGUCCCCGGAGGCUCUGGGAGGAACCUGGCCGGGCAGCGCCCUCCCAGUACCCCCGUGCCCUUCCGCCCCUUCCCAAACCUCCUAUAGGAUGCUUGUGGAAUGGUGGGGGCCUGCUUGGGGAGUUGUGACCGGUGGGAUAUGGGGCAUUAGGAGCAGUCCCCUCCCCUUGGGCUCCUGGAGCCUGGGGGUUUGGGCCAGAGUGACGCCCUGGCUGGGGUUGAGCAGGGCAAGGCCGGCCUGCGGCUGCAGGAUUAACAGUAAAGCCAGGAGAAUGGCUCACUCGGACUCUAAGCCCGAAGGUGGACUUUGACUCCUUAUGGUAGUCUGGUCGGAUGCACUCAAUCGGAGACGCCCACUGGCCCUCCGAGGCUCCGGGUCGGCCCGCAGCGCUGCCUCGGCCACCCAGGUGAGCAGGGGGAGAAAAGAGUUGUGGGGGAUGGAAUCGGCCCCUCCGGCCCCUGCCUUCCCCUCCCAUCUGUCAAUAACGUGUUCUGGGAACGUGGAGCCGGGCGCCAGGAAUGUUUCGGGGUUCCUAGGAGAAGCAAGUAGUGGGGAAACCGUAUCAGAUCCCAAAAUUGCUUUGUGACGGUCCCCUCAGCCAGGGCGUGGACCCACCCCUAGUUCCCACCGUCCCAACUCCCGGGUCUCACCCCAAGCGGGUAGGUGGGCCAGGGGUGGAGGAGGGUGUGCGUGUGCGGAGUCACCCACAAUAAAGAUUUGGGGUUCA